CCCUCUUCGCAUUAUUCACCUAGGGAGCCCGCGCGCGCCUCCGGCGGCUCGGGCUCGCCAAAAAGCUCAUCAAAAAGGGCCCCUCCGUCGCUUUUCGAGGCGCCGAGGAAAAGGGCACCGCACCCUCGCCGCAUGACUCGCCGAGAGUGCCCGCAUGCGCCACCAGCGGCGCGCCCCCUUCAAAGUAAACGGUCAGACAGGAUUUCAGCACGCCAAAAAGGGGGUUAUGGAAGGGGGGAACAAGGUAGGGGCACGAAUUACCAGCGAUUUCGUCCCCUCUCCCGAGUGAGGGCUCCCCCAAUCCACGCCUUUCCGCCCCAAAAAGGUGGGGGAACAUCUCCCUCGUCGCGUAGCUCAUCCGAGGAAGCGCGCGCAUGCCUCCGGCGGUUCGACCUAGUGGCAAGGGGGUACUUGAGUACGCUUUAA
Messenger RNA from Schizophyllum commune H4-8, 426 nucleotides. RefSeq lists its product as uncharacterized. NCBI's taxonomy places the organism in Eukaryota, Fungi, Basidiomycota, Agaricomycetes, Agaricales, Schizophyllaceae. The annotation marks the transcript as partial. The transcript has a single exon. The record is from RefSeq and is a predicted model, not a curated record.